Artibeus jamaicensis (Jamaican fruit-eating bat) is the source of this 1540-nucleotide messenger RNA. Its product is annotated as BCL2/adenovirus E1B 19 kDa protein-interacting protein 3-like. Gene Ontology annotation, biological process: defense response to virus; mitochondrial outer membrane permeabilization; positive regulation of apoptotic process. Bases 99 to 761 code for a protein of 220 amino acids. The record is from RefSeq and is a predicted model, not a curated record. NCBI's taxonomy places the organism in Eukaryota, Metazoa, Chordata, Mammalia, Chiroptera, Phyllostomidae. Gene Ontology annotation, cellular component: mitochondrial outer membrane; nucleus; mitochondrial envelope. The transcript has 6 exons.
AGGAGCAGAAAAGGGGGCGGGGGACUCGGCUUGUUGUGUUGCUGUCCCAGAACCUGAGCCAGUCCAGCUGCGGACAGAGCUCCUCCAGCCGCCCUACAAUGUCGUCUCAUUUACUGGAGCCGCCGCCGCCCCUGCACAACAACAACAACAACAACUGUGAAGAAGGAGAGCAGCCUUUGCCCCCGCCUGCUGGCCUUAACAGUUCCUGGGUGGAGCUCCCCAUGAACAGCAGCAAUGACAACGAAAAUGGCAAUGGGAAAAAUGGGGGGCUGGAACACGUCCCUUCCUCAUCCUCUAUCCACAAUGGAGACAUGGAGAAGAUUCUUUUGGAUGCACAACAUGAAUCAGGACAGAGCAGUUCAAGAGGCAGUUCUCACUGUGACAGCCCUUCCCCACAAGAAGAUGGACAAAUUACUUUUGAUGUGGAAAUGCACACCAGCAGGGACCAUAGCUCUCAGUCAGAAGAAGAAGCUGUAGAAGGAGAGAAAGAAGUUGAUGCUCUGAAGAAAAGUGUGGACUGGGUGUCAGACUGGUCCAGUAGGCCCGAGAACAUUCCACCUAAGGAGUUCCAUUUCCGACACCCAAAACGGUCUGUUUCUUUAAGCAUGAGGAAAAGCGGAGCCAUGAAGAAAGGGGGUAUUUUCUCCGCGGAAUUUCUUAAAGUGUUCAUUCCAUCCCUCUUCCUGUCUCAUGUUUUGGCUUUGGGGCUAGGCAUCUACAUCGGAAAACGACUGAGCUCGCCUUCUGCCAGCACCUACUGAAGGAAAGAAGCCCCUGGCAAAGCGUGUGACCUGUGAACUGGUGUAUUGUCACAGUAGUGUAUUUGAACUUGAGACCGUUGUAAGCAUGACCCAACCUACAACCCUAUUUUUUACAUAUCCAAGCUCCAGUAAUUCUCAAAUCCAGUAUUUUAUUCAAACUCUGUUGAGGCAUUUUACUAACCUCAUUCCCUUUUUGGCCUGUAAGACACUUUAGAAUUUCCUAACAGAGUUUACUGUUGUUUAGAAAUUUGCAAGGGCUUCUUUUCCGCAAAUGCCACCAGCAGAUGAUAACUUUGUCAGUAAUGCUGUUGUCUCCUUUUGGUACCACCAGACUGAGACAUGAACCACUCAUGGUACAAAUUUUACUGUUGCAAGAUGACUCCCUUCUCUCUCUAAAAACAAGAUCGGGUUGGCAAAUGAUAUAAAAGCUUUGUUGUUUUGUUUUUCAAGACAAAGGCAAGCUUCUCUAAGCUUGAAUUUAUUAGUUAUUAGAAAGAAAACAGAAAAAGACCCCACAAGACACAAGGAAAAAAUAUCCUGGGCAAUAAAAAAUUAUUUUAAACCAGCUUUGGAGCCACUCUUUGUCUAAGCUCCUGACGGCACCUUUUCAUUCGUAGGAGGCGAUCUGUGUAAAUGACAGCUAUGAAAUGGAAUAGGAACUAAAAUACAUCAGCAGAUUUUACUACUAGUAUGUUGUAAUGCUGUCUUUUCUAUGUUGUAGAAUCUUUAUUUCUGAUAAGGAACGUCUCAGGCCUAGAAAUAUAUGAAAUUGCUUUUGA